AUGUCUGCAGCACCUCAAAUUCAUAUUUUCUUUGGUGCACCUAGCCUCCCAGCCUCAUUAAAGACUUCUAAAGAAGAGAGGUUUUCAGCAUCUACUGCUGAAAAAUGGCAGAAACUCUACUUUUCAUUACCUAAGGACACUUUUAAACUUUGUACUAGAAAAUGUAUGUUUCUUGGACAUGUAGAUCAUCGGACACCGAAUGAUACAGAAUUGACUGCUCAGUCCAAAGAUCACUUCCCCCCAGAUGGUGGGAAAGAAUAUGGGCUGACUGAUGUUAUUUUGACAGACUGUGGAGCUAGUGCUGGAAGAGUAAAAUUACUCAGCAAUGAAGCUAAGCACCUUCCAUAUCAGCAGCUUCUCACAGAUAUAAAAACAGGUGAACCAAGCAAGCAAUCUGAAGAUGCUGAAGAAGGUACCAGUAAGAUGCAUAACCUUACUAUUACUCCCUUGGCUUCUAGUACCGAAAAGUUUAGCAGAGGUCUGGAGUCUAUAGGACAGGAUAAGAAACCAUCAGAUGUUCCGUGUGCUCAUUACCAGCUCUUGAAUCAAUACUUGGAGGGAUGUUUCCCACAAGUAAUGAAACAAUCAAAGACUGGAAAACCACUAAAUGUGUGUUCAAAUCUUCCAGUUUCAACAGACACUGAAUUCCUUAGUAUUCUGACUUCAAGCCAAGUUGCUCUGCUUUCAGGAUGGCAUGCUGUAGGACAAAAUGAAACACAAAGCAAAUCUACAAAGGCGAGUGGAACAGAAUUGGAUGGACUUUGUAGGGAAGAUGAAGCAUCCACAGAACUGCAUAUUCAGUUAAAUGAAAAUGGUGGUUUGUGUGCAAAUAUCACUGAUACAGAUAGCUCUCUUGAACUGUUUGACUUUGAUAGUACCGUGAAAAGCAACUCGUAUUUGAGAGAAAAUAGCUUUCAAGAAAAUGCUGAUAUGCCUACAGACCAUUUGUGUUCAUCUGAUGAUAAACCUAAGAAAGAGGUACAUUAUAUUGAACCAUGGAAGAAAGGAAUAUUGUGUUCCCAAGUCAGCCACUCUGCUAAAAGAUCUCAAACAUCUGAAGAUAUUUCACCGGCAACUUACAUUACACUUGGAGACCAACAGCAAUCAAAGAAAGCCAAAUUGAUUUGUUCUCCAGUUUGUGCAGUUCCACAAAUAGAGCAACUGAGAAUUUCAGGGUUUAAGAAAGUUUUGAAACACCCAUCCCUGCUUAAAGACUGUUUAUGCAAAGGUCAGAAGUACACCGUCUUAGUCACAGUUCUACAUCCUUGCCAUAUUAAAGAAAUACAAACAAAGCCAGGAUCUAAACUGUCCUCAAGAGUCCCCCUAGCCACAGUUGUAGUUUUUGAUCAGUCUGAAGUACAACGAAAGAUUGCAUUGUGGAGAGCAGCAGCAUUUUGGUCACUUACAAUGUUUCCUGGCGAUAUCGUACUAUUCACAGGUGAGGGUUAAAAUGGCGCUUAUCAGUUCAUUUUUGACAUUUUCCAUAGGAAGUAUUUUAGAUAGUGAACUGGUCGAUGGUAUAUACCUUUCUGCUGAGUCUCGGGUACAAUGUUAAGUGUCUCCUGAAACACAUUCCCUAUUGUAAGCACAUUUAUAAAAAACACACUACAGCUAUAGAGAUGUGGUAGAGGAGUUGCUCUCCAGCCCCACCCUACAAUUAAUGCUUCCUAGCUAUUAGGAACAUCCAAGAAACCUCUAUCAAACAAUAUCAUAAUGCAUAAUCUAUUUCCCGCCGCUCCCCGCAUUUGUUUUUUAAUACUGCCUUGAUUCAAGGCAGCAACUGAAUUGGCGUACAGUUAAAUAAGGGAUUUUUCUUUUCUCAACAUGCAUCUGCUCAGUUUGGAUGAUCAGAAACGACCUUUGCACUCACUUCUCCUUCCCUCGCAUGUGGCAUCACUGUCAGUUUGCAGCUUAACAAUAAGCAUGAUUUGCUGUUGCACUGGAAUUGAAAAGCAUUUAGUGUUUGCCCUCCAAAGUCAGGGUUUGAAGUGAGUUUCUGAUUUUUGUUGGGAGGUCGUGCUGAUCAGUGUUUGCUACAAUGAUGGAGGAGAAAGAAAACAGUUGGUGGCUCAAUUCAUAAAAACAUGGAUUGGAGGCUUGGCAAAACUCUUAUGCUAUCUCUGAAGACUCAGCUUUGAAAAAUCAUUCUUUUUCCCCAUCAGAACUGUAUUUACUGUCGCCCUAACAGAAACUGGCAGUGGUGAAGGGUUCUCCACAAUGUGUUUUGAAGCCAAAAUUUGGAUUCAAAGCUGGACUUUUAAUAUUACCAUAUCUUUGCCCACUUCAGACAGACUAAAUAUAUAAAAAGUCAUGCAAAGCUUGAACAACUUGGUGGUGGCUUUCAGUUUUUGAACAGGGGCUAGUCCAGUUUGUAGAUUUGAAGUGGGAUAUGUCUGUGUCAUCGUUGUCCAUCCCCCCCGCCCCCUGGUGACCUGGACUGAGGUUUCUUCUCUUCGUUGCAGAUGUGAUUAUAAAUGAGAAUCGCUGGAAUGGGGAAAUAUUGCUGCAGUCAACGUUCACUAGUCGGUUAUUGAAUCUUGGAAGCUGCUCAACUAUUAAUCAGAACAAAUGUGAGCUUUAAUACUUUGCAUUCAGUGAACUCUUGUCCCAAUUCAUGAUUUCCUUAAUAAUUUAAAUCUAGUAUUUCCCAAACUUUCUUGAAAUGGUUGCAUAGUAUCUGUCAGAUGACAGUGGUGGUUGCUCGUGAGUAACUAGGCAGGACUCAGACCUGUCUUUUACAGGUUUUAUUUUAGUACAAACUAUUUACAGUGCAGAGCCACAAGUUCAUGUCUACCUCAAUCGCUAGCAGAAUCCGGGAGUGCUUGUUUCCUGGACCUCCCCCAACAUAAAAGUCUCAUUACGCCCAGCCAUUUCCUUCCUUCUUUGCACUUUAGACUUCUGCGCAGGGUGGGUGACGGAAGGGGCAUGCUUCCUUCCUGGCCGGCUUGGCCAGGAGCGGUACUGAGGCUCCCACCAGCAUCCUCUGGUCCUUUCAACUCUUCCCCACUGGAGGCGGGGCUUUCCUCAUCACCGGAAGAGGAACUGCUUUGCAAGAUUUUCGGAGGCUCCCUGUAACACAACUGCCCCUCUGUUUCCCGCCCCUGUUCUGAUGGCAGUUCCCUGACAAUAUCACUUCUUUUACUAAAGUUCAUACCCUUCAGACAAAUUUAAUCCAAAUAUUUAAUGCACGAGGAGCACUAGAAUGUGUGUGGCAUACCUAUGGCUCAAUCAAACAUUUUUCUACAUGAAAUGUGCAUGUUAUAUGCUUGUCCACUUACUUUCUUCCCUAUCCUGCUGUCCUCAGUAAUACCUCUGUAUCCCAAUAUCAACCUGAAUUUCAAUCUAUGUUCAGACAUUAGGUUCAGGGAAGGCAUGGGUGCAGGUGAUAUGAUUGAGCAUCAAUUUCUGUCUGCUGCUGAGAAGAGCUGAGGAUGCUCUCGUAGAAAGAAAUUGAACAGGGCCAAUGUGAUAAAAAAACCACACCUGAAUAAACACACCAUACUCAUCAGAUAAAUGAUGCCUUUUUAAAACACAUGAAUCACAGUGGCAGCAUUCACACAUCAUGGUAAACCACAUGGCAGAUGUGCAGAAGGCUCUUUCAUUCCUUCCCUCUAGCCAGCAGUAGCAGCAAACCAUGAUCCCUGGAGAAUCAUGAUUUGUUCCACAGCAAACAAGCCAUGGUGUUAUCAAGGUUUGUGUUUGGUUUACUAAUCAAGGUUUGUUUGGAUGAAACAAGCUAUGGUAUAAGCUUGGAUACAACAACAUGGAUUGUUGCUCCCACUGGUUAGUGGAGAGGAACAAAACUAUGUUUUACCCUGAUGUACAAAUUGUGCCUUUAUGAGUGCCUUCUGAGUGGUAUUAAACUAAGUUUUACUCAGUAGAGCCGCUGAAAUUCACGAACAUGACUAAGGUCCAUUAAUUUCAAUGGGCUUACCCUGAGUAAAACUUAGUUAACUAUCACUUCUGAGAUUGUAUUUGCAUUGAAGAUAUAUCUUUUAAAUUUAUUUCUAACUGCUUAGAAGCUUAUUUUGGCAUUAAGUAGUACAUAAUUUUUAAAUUAUUAUUUCUGAAUUAAGUUAAGAACAUUGGUAGUUAUGCUUGCAAGUGAUGUUUUGGUCUGGGAUUACCAUAGGUGAAACAUACAGCCCCCCUGCCCAAAAAUUAGAGAUAUUUAAAAUUUUUUAUAUAUGUUCUUUUCUAGUCUCGCAUAUAGUGGAUGUUAAUAUUCUCCAGGAUUUGCUGGCAUAUGUGUCUUCCAAGCAAGCCUAUCUUCAAGCUCUCCCCCAAAGGCAGACCCAGACUUUGAACAAUAUACAACAUAUUCAACUAGAUCAGCUCAAACCAGAUAGAUUGGUGCACACAAUAGUGAAAAUUAUCAACAUCACUGUGCUAUCAGGUGAGUUGACUUUUUAAUCCUAUAUUUCACUGGGGCUGUAUCUUAAGAUUGAAAAGAAUAAGGUGGACAUGGUAGUUCCCUAGAUACAGAUUUUAAAAACCUAAGAGUAGACCUUGAAAAGAUACCUCCCUCCGACUUACCUGUCUGAGAGAAAACAGCCAUUAAGCAUGUUAAUACAAAUAUUUGAAAGGAAGCUUUUAUGUCCAGGAUGCAGAGUACUAUAUGGCUUAUUCCAUGUGCCCAAAGACUUGUUUUUAAGAAACAUCCCUUCAUGUUCCACAUAGUAAUCCCUUUUCAAAACCAAGGGGACUUUCAAAGUACAUAGUUUGUGAUCUGGCAUGGAGAUCUGCUGUUCAAAGGGGGAAGGUCAAAACCAAAAGUAGUUCAUUGUCUUGUAGUCUAAAACAGCAUAUAAAUACAAUAUAUUUGAUGGGGCCAGGUCACUCAAUGUUUGGGAAAAGAUUUUCAGGAAAUGAUCAACCAUUAGCUUGUACCAUUUCCUAAUUGUGGUUCAUAAUAGUUUCUGAAAAUAUGAUUGUUUAAUAUGGUGUAGUUAACCAGGUUUCACCUGGUGCACGUUCAGCUGAAUUGAUAGUUUUCCCCUCUUGCAUAUAAUUUUAGGUGUCAAAAUUCUGCUUGACUUAACAUCAGCACCCUCAACUACUCCCCCCUCAACUUCUAUAUAAAUCAUGUUUGCGUUUGCAAUAUUUUAUCUUUAGAAUCUACAUACAGUUACAAAGGAGAAACAAAAAGAAAAAUUAUUUUAACAGUGGAACAGAUGAAGGACCAGCAUUAUGGCUUGGUGUUAUGGGGCGCUCUAUCGGCUCACUGUCCUCAGCUUCAAAGGAAAAGAGGUAAAAAGUCACUACUUGGUUUAAUGCAAUAUUUGUGGAAUUCUUUGUGUAAUCCAUUGACAUAGGGCAACAGAAGGGAGCAAACAGUAUGUUAUCAUUUGACCCUAAUCUCCUUUUUGUUUGAAAUGGCUAUCUCAUACUGUAUAAUACAAAUGCCUGUCAAAUAUAUGGCUGAUUUCUUACUUCUGAAAUAGCAAUAUCAAUCACUUUUGCAACUGUUUCAGUUUGUUUCCAUAUAGUUACUAACUAGUUAAGGCUUUUGUGUUAAGCAACACAAAUUCACACAGUAGUCUUGACUUAUGUUAGAACUAGCAAACUGCCUAUCGUUAUGUGAUAUAUGUCCAUGUAUAUUGCAGGGUCAUCUUGUGUGUCCCUGUGCAAAAAUAUUAAGAUUUCUGCUCUUUAAACAACUGCAGGUAGCUGACUGCUUUUUAUAGCAUUUAUUUCAAGCUUUGCUUUGUUAAAUUAAGGCAAAGAAAUCUAGCAUUGUGCCCUUCUUUGUCAUUCAACCUUGCAAUUUAGUCUACAGUUAGUUUUGUGAGUAAUUUGAAAUUUCAAACAAUUUGUGUUUAAUCAUUAAAGGACUAUAUCUGGAAGGUAAGAUAAGACUUGUGUUCUUAACUGUCCAAAUAUCUAUCUCUGUUGAAAAAUCCUAAAUGUUCCUAUCAAGACUACCAGGAUCAGGAGUUCACUUCAUGCCAACCAGGGCUGUAGGUCAUGACAACUGAGCAUUAUGACUAACUCACCAUAGAGCAGCAUGUGGUGGUCAUUCAUAGUACUACUGAGCAUAGGAAAAUAGAUCAGCAUACAGAGGUCAUUUCUGCUGGAAAUCAAAGUAUUUACAAGCCAUUAUUUCAUUAUAAAUAUAUUAAGUAUGUGAGAGCGUAAUCUUGAGCACGUUCCUCAGAAGAUACAGUAACAUUUAUUCUGAAUAUAAAGAAGUGUUCAUAUGUAUUGAAAUUGAAAUACCACUAUCUUUUGUUGCAAGGAUUGUAAAGAGAUGUUGGGCAGCAGUUUUGGUCAUGAUCUGUAAGCCAGGAAAUUGAAAUCUCUUCCCAGCUAUGAGUACACUAGGAGACCUUUAGCGGUUGCCUUCUCUCAGCUUGAUUGUAAUGAAAUAUUCAUCCAAUAGGAGCAAGCCCAAACCAUGCAAUACGUGACCUGUGUGGGAAUUGACCAUAUGUUGUGUGUCUAUGUCAUUGUCAUAGCUGUCAACUUUUUCCUUUUUUUAAGGGAAAUUCCCUUAUUCCGAAUAGGAUUCCUCUCAAGAAAAGGGAAAAGCUAUGGUGAUGGGUAGGCAAACUAAAGCCCGAAACCGGCCCUAUCACCUUCUAAAUCCAGCCCGUGGACGGUCCGGGAAUCAGCAUGUUUUUACAUGAGUAGAAUGUAUGCUUUUAUUUAAAAUGCAUCUCUGGGUUAUUUGUGGGUCCUGCCUGGUGUUUUUACAGGAGUAGAAUGUGUGGUUCUAUUUAAAUUGUAUCUCUGGGUUAUUUGUGGGGCAUAGGAAUUCGUUCGUUAUUAUUUUUUUCAAAAUAUAGUCUGGCCCCCUGCUGAAAAAGUUUGCUGACCCCUGGUCUAUGUGAUUUGGAUUCUAAAGGCAUUGGCCCUGUGCAAACUUUCAUUGGCUGAGGAACCUGUGGCCCUCCAGAUGUUGCUUGACUACAGCUCCUAGCAUCCCUGUCAUUGGCCGUGCUGGCUGGGACUGAUGAAAGUUGGGGUCUAGCAGCAUCUGGAGGGCCACAGCUUCUCCACCCCUGCUUUACAUUCAUACAUGGGACAGAUGCAUUUGGUGAGUAGGAUGGGUUGGUCCUGAUGUGACUUCCUCCACCACUCAUAGCAUCUCCCAAGCAAGAUGUUUGUGUAAACUAGGCAAAUUUAUCUGGUUUGUAAACACUCAAAAUGCUAUCUAUUUAUUUUUUGCACACAGCAUUGAAGGUAUUCCUCUUUUUCAUCAUCUCUGAAAGUGCGCUAUUCCAUCCAAAGUUUUCUGUGGCUAUUAACAAGGAAUUAGAAUCUAAAAUUCUAAGUGGAGUUAUUCUUUUCUUCUUAGACCACAUAUGGGAAUUCAAAUACCUAUUUGUAAAACACAGUCCUAUCUCUGGUGAACUCGAAUUGCAUACAACACCAUGGACAUCUUUGGAGUGCCUCUUCGAUGAUGAUAGAAGAGCUAUUGAGUUCAAAGAGAAGUUUCAGAAGGAUGUCAGAUCACUGAUGGGUAUAACUACUUUUGCUGCACUUCUGGAGGAGAAAUGUUCUGGUGAGAUUUUCAUUCUUUUUUCUUCCCUCUUUUUAAGGGAGUGGGAUUCUCUUGCUCCUUUAUUAAAUUGUACUGAAGAGCUUUGAGAGGGCAAAUUACAGCAAUUAAAAAUAAAAAAGGAGCACACAAUGCCAAGUAUCUAAUUAAAUUAGAGUUGUCCCACAUCUGUGCAGUCCUGGUGAUUGAAUGCCAACCCAAAGGGAAAUAUGUUUAAUGCUCUUUCAAGAAGUAUAUGGACCAUUAGGAAAAGAGAACUCCAAGUGUCACUCCCUGUGUCCUUGUUGGUCUAAUUUGGUUCAGUGAAGAAGAGCUGUUUAGGCUGCAAUCUAACACACCUUAAAAACAAUCCAGUUGAACUCAAUGGGGUUUACUGUAGACUAAGAUUAAGAUUAGAAUAAGAUUAAAAUUAGUUUACAUGAUAGUUCAAGUAGCUACCAUUAUUCAGUUGGCAAUAAUGAUUUACCUGUUUUCUUGGCAGCAGAAGAGACUAGACAACUCCUUUAUGUUUCCGUAGGAAUGAUCCAAGUGAAAGCCUGCAUCUCAGAGUUGAAGUUUGCUGUUGCCUCUUCUCCACAUGGACAACUUGUCUUUGAUUAUAAAACUUCACUGCAGCAGAUAUUUGCUUCUCUUACUCAGAUCACCUAUGCGGGCUGUGCAAAAUGUGGACUUGAACUACAGAUAGAUGAUAACAAGAUCUACAGACAGUGUGUUAGCUGCUUACCCUCUAAUAAAGUGAAGAUAUUCUACAGGUAAAAAAGUGUGUAUAUAAUGAAUAUAUGAAUGAAUGUGUGAGAGUGAAUGAGAAUCACUUUACGGUAGCUGCCAUGUUAACAUAUGAAUCUGGCCCGCAGGAGUAUUAUUGUAAAAGGGGAUAUGUUUUAUUUAUACUUCUACAUUCUCUCCAUAACAUUGUUUUAAAGGGAAUCAGUCCAGUCUGGUGAAAUGCUCCCAGGGUCAGAUUGAGUCAAUUACAUUCACUAGGCUUGUGGUUUUCUGUCACCCUACUCUUACUGCUUUGGUAUGAAUGGGUAGUAGAAAAACUGAUAAUACUUUAUGUGAGUUUUUCGCAGAGGGUUGAAGGGUAAGUAGAUUCUUCUGGUAGAUGAAGACAAAUCCUAUGGAAGGGCAAAUGUACAGCUGUGUGCCUUGGCAUCCCUAUCCUGUUGCAGCCCAUAGCAAUGGGCACCUUGUGGAGGAGCGAAGUGUCUCACACCCCUUUCUGGGAAUUAUGAGAUUAGCAGGCCAGGUUAUAAAUGCAACCUUUUAAUAUAAGCAUUGUUUACACCAUUUAAAUAUUGAACGUGUUUAUGGUGUAUAAACCCAAAAGACCAUAAAGUUCCCAUUUAAAGUAUUAGUUUAGUUUUUAUGUCCUUCCAUAUUUUUCUUGAAGGGGUUCCACCCUCGUAGUACCUUACCAAGCAAACAGUGUUGUGGUGCAACAGGAUAAAAACACCUCAGUCUAACAGAAACUGUGUUUGGUCAGUGUUACAGAACUAAGUGUUAAUGCAUAUAUUUGUAUAAAUUACUAUUACUUCAUUACAAAGUGUGAUUUUGGGGUUGUUUCAGCCAAAGUCCAUCCCAGUCACACAAGGACUUCAGCUUGUGCAACGGAACUUCCCCUUACACCCCUCUCUUCCAAAGGGAACCCCCAAGAACAGCUUUGGUAUACAUGCAGGGGGAGGAGUGGGGAAGUUCCAUUGCACAGGCAGAAACAGGAUAUACAAACAGGAUGAUUUCAUUGUAUAGAAAUCUCUAUUUUUAUCUAUCUGUUUUAAUGAUUCCCAUGGUCAUAAAAGUUGCUGACAGAGCUUGAGGCUGAAGUCCAAAAGGUUUAUGGGUACCAGUGUAACACAGAGACCCCCGGAAAACUGUUGGAGCAGCAAUUCAUUAAAAACUAGAAACAGCAUCAUGUUUUAAGAAGCCAAUUACCUUGCUGAAAUAAUUCAGCAACUUCUGUUGGAAGAGAAACCUCACAACAAACACUAGGUGGCAGUAGUGGAUAGUUUAUGCAGGUGGGAAACCCCCGCCCCACAAAAUCCACAGUUGCAUCAGACUUUAUUAUAUAUAGCAAUAGCUGAUAUUUGAGGUGGUCUCUUUCAGAAAUGUUAAGGGCUUUGUAGCAACUCUGCAGUUAGCAUUCACAUGGAGACAAUUCACUGUAGAGAGAGGCAAAUGGCAGGUUUGUCCAUAGUCUUAUACACUGAAUUUUGUACAACAUAAUUUUGUACUUGCCUGCAAGAGAAGUAGAGAAAGCCUAUUAUGAAAAUCCUAUUUGAAAGGGUUUCUUAAAUGAAUUUAUCACCUACCGAUAUUUCUUUUGCCUAUUAGAUUUGUUGAAAGGCAAAUACUGGAUCGGAUUUGCAUUUAUGAUUAUGGAUUCUUGUCUGGUUUAAGGAACUGCAUAAAACAAUUAAAUUAACAUGACAUUUCUCUUUCCUGGUCCACUUAAUUGCUGCUUGGGUUUCUACAGCUUAUUUUAAACUCUGCAGCAAGGAUUGAAAAUAAUGGCAGGGCAGGGAGUUCAGAAUGUGAAAGUGUGCCUUGCAUCUCUCUUUCUCUCCCUGUAUGUAUAUUAAUGUCAAGUUUCUAUUUCAGGUGUGGGUAUGUGAAUUUACAUCCUGCCUUCCGCCUCCCUCCUCCCAAAAAUGGAAUUAAAAAUAUUAUAAUAGUUAAAAUCUGAUUGUUGUAGUAAAACCAAAUAAUAGUUACAUCUAAAGGUAAAGGGACCCCUGACCACUAGGUCCAGUCGUGACCGACUCUGGGGUUGCGGCACUGAGGGAGCCAGUGUACAGCUUCCGGGUCAUGUGGCCAGCAUAACUAAGCCGCUUCUGGUGAACCAGAGCAGCGCACGGAAACGCUGUUUACCUUCCCGCCAGAGCAGUACCUAUUUAUCUACUUGCACUUUGACGUGCUUUCAAACUGCUAGGUUGGCAGGAGCAUGGACCGAGCAAUGGGAGCUCACCCCGUUGCGGGGAUUUGAACCUCCGAUCUUCUGAUCGGCAAGUCCUAGGCUCUGUGGUUUAACUCACAGCGCCACCCGCAUCCCAAUAGUUACAUCUACAAGCCUUUAAUUUCCUGUAGUGGUUUUGACUUUAUAAGAGCAUGACUUUUGGUGAAAUCUUUCCCAGUGACCUUAUCAGGAACUGAUAAUGCUGUAGUUAGAAGCCAGUGUCCUGUGUUAAUUAUUUAGUGUAUUUCGAAAUUAAGCAUCUCAACCUGCUUCUCUUUGAAAUUGCAAUUUAUUUGUAGUUGAUUAAAAGUAUUAGUGGGGGACUGAAAUAGCUGCUCAGCUGCCAACCGAUUUGGUUCACCUUAAUUGCUUGCAUACAGAGAGCGAACUGAUUAAGCACCACCAUUAGUCAAGUGUUUGGAACUUCAAAGCUGAGAACGUCCUUGACUCAAGAAGCCAAAAGUUAGAUAUGCUUGAGUAUACUCCCCCCCCCUUGAAUUUAUUCUGAAUCACAUGACCUGUUUGAAGGGUCAGCUGCAAGCAUGUAUUUAUUUUUUAUUUUUUUAAAAAAGCUUAGUCUUAUUGCUCUACUUUUCUCCCCUCCCCCCUGGGUUCUGCCUUUGUGUAUUUGAACAACAAAUGGAGGUGUUCAUAAGUAUAGAGCUUUAUGCCAUUUAUUACUAAAAUAAAUGAGUGGUACUGUUUUCUUUGGGAAAUAUAAGGUGUUGUCUUUAGGCACAGCCCUCUUUGACACUGGAUGGUCUCCAAGAUCAUCAUUUCAGUUAUAGGGUAGAGAAGAAGACUCAUAGCAAGUUUCAGGUGCCUGUCCUUUGAUAUUUUCAAGAUUUUAAUUGCACUAUAGUUAAACUGUUUCAUUUAAAUACAGCUUAAUAUACUAACAGUAUUACUGCACCAUAACUUCUCCCCCCUGCAGCCCCCAAUAAGCGCUCACUGUGUGGUUGGGGGAUUCUCAAGAGCAGGCUUCCUCAACCUCGGCCCUCCAGAUGUUUUUGGCCUACAACUCCCAUGAUCCCUAGCUAGCAGGACCAGUGGUCAGGGGUGAUGGGAAUUGUAGUCUCAAAACAUCUGGAAGGCCGAGAUUGAGGAAGUCUGCUCUAGAGCAAGGGAGUUGCAAUUGAUAAGCUCCCCAAACUGUGUUUUAUUGUGGUUAACUUAUAAUACCUCAGAAUAACCAGAUAUAUGUACUCCCCUCCCUAUAUAAGAGGCUGAGUCAAAAGAACAAAGGUAUUGAUUGCAUUUCCCCAAAGAUUCUUCCAAUAUAGAGAUCUUCUCUCUAAGUAACAAUGCAGUUGAGCUUAUGCCUACGGAUCCUUGUUUAUCUGGAAUUACAGGGGCUUGAAAAUAUGAGCAUAUAAUUUCGUGGCAACCUUUUGAACAGAGGCUUUUCUUUUUAGAAAUUUAACACUGUUCUUCCUAAUACGUAUUUUAUUAUUUAAAAUGCCCAAAUCCCUGAUAUUCAAGUACAUGAGAUCUAGAAGGAAUUAAAAAUUCUUCACUUAAUCAUAGUUUCCCCUCUUGCUCAUGUCUGGAAUAUCCGAAUAGUGUUGCAGUCACUCUGGCUGUAAAUAUUCAGCAUCUAAAGUGUCUUAUAAAUAUAUUACCACUUUAAAAUACAAGGAAAGGCUACUGAAACAAUACACUAGCAUAUUGUGUAGAAGCAAAUUUUGCCUGCUUGUUCAAUCAAGGUACCUUACCGAGUCGUUAAAUCAAGAUAAUGCAAGAAAAAAGAACUUGUCAUGGAUAACAGUAUGCGACUGAAUGUGAUAAUACUCUUAAUUAUCUUAUCCUCAGGUUUAAUGAAAAAUUAAGCCAUUAAACACAAGCACUGACAGGACACGUAUUUUAAGUACGCUUAAUUAGUAUAUUGAUUGUUAAAUCCCAUAUUGAUAUUUCUUAUUGUUUAGGUAGAGAAUUAUGCAGAAAAUCUGGUUUAAUAUGCUGUUUGCUGUAAUAAACAUUGACUUGACUUGACUUAGCACUGACAGCACUUUUCCUGUUUCCUCCUUUAGACCUGCACUGAUGACUGUAGAGGAUGGGAAAUGUGAUGUGUCCGUUCAAGUGGCGUCAGAACUAAUGGAGAAAAUGUUCCUCAAUAUUCCAGCAGAGUGGCUGAACAAGGCUAUAGGUAAUACACUAUGAAUUGCAGUGGUACCUCGGGUUACAUAUGCUUCAGGUUACAUACGCUUCAGGUUACAGACUCCGCUAACCCAGAAAUAGUACCUCAUGUUAAGAACUUUGCUUCAGGAUGAGAACAGAAAUCGUGCUAUGGCAGCAGCAGGAGGCCCCAUUAGCUAAAGUGGUGCUUCAGGUUAAGAACAGUUUCAGGUUAGGAACGGAUCUCCGGAACGAAUUAAGUACUUAACCUGAGGUACCACUGUAUUUGUGUAACUGAAUAAAAAAAGCAGACAAAACUUAGUGGUCAAAUGUUUGCGGCUAUUCAACUUCUACUUAUGUGAAGUGGGAGUUCUCCCUAAUUCCAGUCCUUUAAAAAAAAUCAUUAAACUUAAACUGGGAGAGGUUUAUUCAGGUGUUUCUCCGACAGAGACAUACCAACUGUUCUGGGAACUUUUUCCACCCUGGGGGCAGAGGCCUGGUUUGCACGCUCCAUUAAACCGUAGUUUGCUGCUCCUGGCUCUGCCAUGUGUGGGGGAAAACAAACCAGCCUGGCUUGUUGCAACAUGCACACAUAGGUAUCAUGGGUAGGUAAGUUGAGGGUUAUGUGGUCUGGGAGGGUAAACUGGGCCGUUGGGAACGUUACUCCCUUUUCUAAAUAUAUUGCAGCCUGACAAUCUUAGAGCCCUUAUCUUGUGCUUAUCCCUGUCUCAGGCCUCUUUCCUUUGCUUUUCACAAUAUCUUGGUAGGCAGAUAUUGGCUCUAGCAUGAGAAAAAAUGGUAUAAAACAUCAUUUGCCUUUUGCCCCUUUGCCCCCACUAUCUUGUUUUACUUUGGCUUGCUUUUAUAACAAAAGCACACAAACCAGCUUUGGCCUUGAGGUGUGGUCACAAAUGAGGAAGGAGUAAAGCACUCACAAGCACCAAACCAUAGUCCAAGCAAUGGUUUGAUGUUAUGUGUUAACCAGGCUGUAGAUUACUUCGCUAAGUGAAUUGUUAACUACAGUUUUGCAUCUUCUGAAUGCCAUUGAACAGUGUAUCAGCCCUUCUACUUUAGAGAACCACAGGAGAGAGGGGUGGUGCUUCUGUGAGUAUUCUGCAGACAUCCACUGUGCCCCCUUGUACAGUCAUGGGGUUUCCUCAGUACAGUGGUACCUCGGCUUGGUGUUGUAUAGGGAAACCAAAUACAGUGGUACCUCAGGUUAAGUUCUUAAUUCGUUCCGGAGGUCCGUUCUUAACCUGAAACUGUUCUUAACCUGAAGCACCACUUUAGCUAAUGGGGCCUCCUGCUGCCGCCACGCCGCCGGAGCACGAUUUCUGUUCUUAUCCUGAAGCAAAGUUCUUAACCUGAAGCAGUAUUUCUGGGUUAGCGGAGUCUGUAACUUGAAGCGUAUGUAACCUGAAGCGUAUGUAACCUGAGUUGCCACUGUAUUGACCAAGAAUCCAAUGUCAGUAGCAGGCUUCACUCUUUUUGAACACUUAUAUUUUUAAAUUUUAGAUAGUUGUGAAUGGAUUACCCUGCUUUACUGAAAGUCACAAAAUGCUUCAUAUUGUUCUAAAGGAAAGAUUAUUGGGGAGCCCUGUUAGGGCCUAUUUUUCCUGUUCUUGUAUGAGGAGGCUUAUCCAGGGAGAAUAGCUUAUCUUGAGUGUAAACUGGAAAGGAGUCGUGUGAUAAUAAUGUUUGAACCAUUCAUUGUUUCUUGCAGCGCCUUCUUUAGAGACCACAUACGGCAUGAUAGUAGCAGAUCUGUGUCAUUCGCUGCUCACAGACACACAAGCAUCCUAUAUUUUGGAAAUCAGGAGCCAUUUUGUACUGGAUGAAAAUAGCUACCCUUUGGAGAAGCUUUUCAAUUUGCUGGAUUUUCAUCUUGAUCUCUGA
Molecule: messenger RNA, 14468 nt
Organism: Podarcis lilfordi (Lilford's wall lizard)
Lineage: Eukaryota; Metazoa; Chordata; Lepidosauria; Squamata; Lacertidae
Source: the annotation of a GenBank genome assembly